AUGAAUAUGUCAUCAUCUUCGUCACCACCAGUGAAGAAAACGAUGCCGUUUUUCCAACGCUACCGUGAGCGUAAUGAGCGAUACGACGUUCGAGACGCCCCAGAGGCCAAUGCUGUUGUGAAGAGCGCUCUGCCGAACGACAGCAUUAUCACACAGGCGGAUCGGACCGCAGCAGCGACGACCAGACGCACCUCACCGACCGCAGCGGUCGACCUCGAUGGCGAGAAUAAAGACUGCAAUGAUGAAAUGGGCGACCUCAACGUUCGCCUCGCCAUGCUCAAGGCAUCGCCGACAAACAGAUCACCGGUGCUCGCACCAACCACGUCGAUGCUCCCCCUCCGUCUAAUCGGCAGUGGCUGUCCGAUUACAUUGGUGCUUGACGUUGACGAAACGUUGGUACACUCCUCCGUUGUAAAUAAGGACGGACCGUUCGAUACAUGUUUGAAUGUUGAGGCAAACAAUCGGAAUGUGAACAUUUAUGUGAAGUACCGCCCAUUCCUUCACGAGUUCCUGAACGUUGUGUCUCGGAUGUUUGAGGUUGUUAUAUUCACUGCAAGCCAUUCUGCGUACUGCACGGCUUUGAUGGAUCAACUUGAUCCGGAAGGCAAGCUGGGCUUCUUGCGGCUCUUCCGCGAGCACUGCACGAAGUGUGACGGCUCGUUCGUGAAGGAUUUGUGGCUUUUGGGGCGCCCUCUGAACCGAAUUAUUCUGCUGGACAACAGCCCUACUGCCUAUUUAUUUCAGCCGCGCAACGGUUUGCCGAUCGUUUCCUGGUUUGGUGACCCAAAUGAUUGUGCCCUUCUGGACCUGAUACCACUCUUGGGGAGACUUUCGUGUGCUGAUAACGUAUAUGGCCUCCUCGAUGACUACAAUGCACGCAUUAACUGGCGAUAUAGGCGUUCCCAGCGUUGA
Messenger RNA from Trypanosoma grayi, 912 nucleotides. RefSeq names its product putative nuclear lim interactor-interacting factor-like protein. The transcript has a single exon. Lineage: Eukaryota; Euglenozoa; Kinetoplastea; Trypanosomatida; Trypanosomatidae. The record is from RefSeq and is a predicted model, not a curated record. Gene Ontology annotation, molecular function: phosphoprotein phosphatase activity. The coding region runs from base 1 to 912 and encodes 303 amino acids.